UUUUCCUUCCUAUAUCUUUGAACUUGAAUUCUCAUAUAUAAAUUUCUUUAAGAACUUAGUGUUGUGAAGGAAAAUGAAUAGUAAUAUAACAAGAGAACCAGGUUUAUAUGUCUCAGUUACACAAAUGGAUGUUAGUGCUACAGCCUUCAAAGUUUGUUCUGUUGCUCCACCAAAUAUUGUUUCAGAUGGAAUAUGGGGUGGCCCAGAUAGUAGAAAGAAUCCAAUGAAGUCUGCACUUCCUGUGUUUGAGAUGCAGCUUCUUGUGAUUUUUACUAUCACACAAAUCUGCAAUUUCUUCCUAAAACGUUUGCAUUUCCCUGCAUUUAUUGCACCAAUGAUAGUUGGCCUAAUUCUAGGACCUUCAAUUCAAAAUGCGGAAUUUGACAAAUACAAGAAGUUGUUGUUUCCAUAUGGAAGUCAAGACAUACUUGCAACAAUAUCAUUAAUUGGUUAUGGACUUUACAUCUUUACCACUGCUGUGCAAAUGGAUUUGAGCAUGGUAAUGAGAACAGGACACAAGGUUUGGACCAUUACAAUCAUGGGAUUUGUCGUGCCUAUACUGUUUAGUAUUGUGCCUAAAUUCUUGGUGUUAGAAGUAGUAAAUGAUUUUCGAUUCGGAGAUAUGACUAAAGAACAGUUGGAAGCAGAUAUUUUUAAGGUGGCGAUAAUACAUAGCUCGGUUGCAUUCGCAGUCACUGCUACGCUCCUCAACGAACUUAAAAUCCUUAACUCCGAACUCGGAAGAUUGGCAUUAUCAUCAGCAAUGGUGACUUCCGUCCUAGGACUGUCUCUUCAAUGUAUUUGGAAUGUCGUAGAUCAAAAAGACGGACACAAGAUGAUAAUCCAUGGGAUGUUAUUGGUUGCUUUAGUUAUCUUUGCUCCAUUGAUUUUUCGGCCAUUAAUGUUUUGGAUCAUCAGACAUACUAAAGAAGGAAGACCUGUGGAUGAUGGUUACAUCUAUGGUAUCAUUGUAAUGGUAUUAGGUUUAGGUUGGUUUGCGGGUUACAUAAACCAAGAGUUUGCAUUAGGUGCAUAUGUUUUGGGGUUAGCUGUGCCAGAAGGACCUCCAUUAGGAUCUGCAUUGGUUAGGAAGCUUGAAUUCUUUGGGACAAGUUUGCUUCUGCCAAUAUUUAUGACUUGUUGUGUGAUGAAGGCAGAUUUUACUUUGCCAUAUACAUUAAAGGCAGCUAUUGAUUUUGGUGGCAUCAUUUGGUUUACACACACUGUCAAAGUAAUAGCAAUCCUUAUACCUUCCCUCAUUUGCAAAAUCCCCUUCAAAGAUGCCUUGACUCUUGCCCUCAUUUUGAAUGCCAAAGGAGAAGUGGAUCUUGCCAAACUUUCAUUUGGAUAUGAUGACCAGGUUUUUCCUGGCCAAGUUUAUUCAGUGAAUGUAAUCAACAUAAUGGUCAUAGCUUGCAUAAUAAAAUGGUCAGUGAAGAUAUUGUAUGAUCCAUCAAGAAAAUAUGCCGGCUACCAGAAACGGAACAUCGUGAGUUUAAAACCCGACGCAGAACUCAGACUAGUUGCUUGCAUUCACAAACAAUACAACAUAUCAGCUAUAACAGACGCCCUUGACGUUUUUUCUCCAACAACAGAAAAACCUAUCAUUGUGGAUGCAUUACAUCUUAUUGAGCUAGUUGGAAUGUCAUCCCCAAUUUUCAUCUCCCAUCGUCUUCAAAAAAUGGUUUCAGGUUCUCAUAGGUCUUACUCAGAUGAUGUCAUUCUUGCUUUGGAUCUCUAUGAACAUGAUAACUAUGGUGGAGUAACCGCACACGCUUACACCGCCAUAUCUCCACCGACCCUUAUGUAUGAAGAUGUUUGCCAACUUGCAUUGGACAAAGUUACAUCCAUCAUAAUUCUUCCAUUCCAUAGAAGAUGGACUAUUGAUGGUGGCAUUGAAUCUGAUGACAAGAACGUAAGGUCCUUAAACUGCAAGGUACUAGAAAUAGCUCCAUGCUCAAUAGGAAUCCUCGUGAAUCGAUCUUCCUUAAAAAACAAUUCAUUCAUUAAGCUAGCCAUGAUUUAUCUUGGUGGAAGAGACGACAGAGAAGCUUUGUGCUUAGCUAAAAGAGCGACUAGCAACCCGGGGAUCAACUUGGUUGUGUACCACCUUACAUUUGAGGAUCACAUUCACAUGGAAAACUUGGAGUAUAUACUUGACAAUGAGGCACUCGAAGAAGUAAAGAAACUACCACAUUAUGGCUCGAAAAAUGUUUGUUAUCAAAAAUUGAUUGUAAAUGAUAGUCCAGGGACAUCAACUAUUCUUUGCGAUAUAGCGAAUGAACAUGACUUUUUUAUUGUUGGGAGAACACAUGACUCAGACUUGCCUCAGAUAGAAGGACUAGCAAAAUGGACUGAAUUUUCAGAGUUAGGUGUCAUUGGUGAUUUGCUUGCUUCACCAGAUCUUGGGAGCAGAGCUGGUGUUUUGGUAGUGCAACAACAAGCCAAAGACAAAUAAAUAGUUGCUGGGUGGAAGCCAAUAUAAAGAACAAAAAACCAAAGAAAUGGAAUGUUCUCUUUUUUCUAGGAAAUCUGGUUGUAUCAAGUGAUGGAAAAAGACUAGAGAAAUAGAAAGAAAGAACAUAAAUGUUUCAGUACAUGUUAUUCACAUUUAAUUUUUAUUUUUUU
Molecule: messenger RNA, 2628 nt
Organism: Medicago truncatula (barrel medic)
Lineage: Eukaryota; Viridiplantae; Streptophyta; Magnoliopsida; Fabales; Fabaceae
Product: cation/H(+) antiporter 4
Exons: 3
Coding region: 74-2458 (794 amino acids)
Biological process (GO): regulation of pH; proton transmembrane transport
Cellular component (GO): endomembrane system; membrane
Molecular function (GO): antiporter activity
Source: RefSeq, a predicted model, not a curated record